Molecule: messenger RNA, 5875 nt
Organism: Anolis carolinensis (green anole)
Lineage: Eukaryota; Metazoa; Chordata; Lepidosauria; Squamata; Anolidae
Gene: yif1a
Product: Yip1 interacting factor homolog A, membrane trafficking protein
Exons: 10
Coding region: 967-2187 (406 amino acids)
Biological process (GO): endoplasmic reticulum to Golgi vesicle-mediated transport
Cellular component (GO): endoplasmic reticulum membrane; COPII-coated ER to Golgi transport vesicle; Golgi membrane
Source: RefSeq, a predicted model, not a curated record
AGCCAGCCACAUACAAUUCAUGAGACCCCAAAGGACAUCCAGUCCAGCCCCACUCUAACAUAACACACAAGCCCUCCCGACAGAUGGCCAGCCAGCCACAUGCAAUUGAAUACAUAAAAGGGAGGCACCACACAAGCCCUCCCGACAGAUGGCCAGCCAGCCACAUGCAAUUGGAUACAUAAAAGGGAGGCACCACACAAGCCCUCCCGACAGAUGGCCAGCCAGCCACAUGCAAUUGGAUACAUAAAAGGGAGGCACCACACAAGCCCUCCCGACAGAUGGCCAGCCAGCCACAUGCAAUUGGAUACAUAAAAGGGAGGCACCACACAAGCCCUCCCGACAGAUGGCCAGCCAGCCUCAUAGACCCCAAAGGACAUCCAGUCCAGCCCCUUCUGCCAUAAAAGGAAGGCACCACCCAAGCCCUCCCGACAGAUGGCCAGCCAGCCUCAUAUAAUUAGAAGAGACCCCAAAGGACAUCCAGUCCAACCCCCUUCUACUAUAACAGAAGGCACCACCCAAGCCCUCCCAACAGAUGGCCACGCAGUCUGUAUUACAUUAGAAUUAGGAGGGAAACCCAAAGGCCUUCCAGUCCAAACCCCUUCCACUAUCAAGGAAGGCACCAUCCAAGCCCUCUUGACAGAUGGCCAGCCAGCCUCCUACAGUUGGAAGAUUAUACAUUAACUGGCUAUUAAACAUGAGAGGUGGGAGGGGACCCCAAAGGACAUCCAGCCCAGCCCCCUUCUGCCAUCAAAGGAAGGCACCAUCCAAGCCACCCCCCCUCCCCGACAGAUGGCCAGCCAGCCUCCUACAAUUGGAAGAUUAUACAUUAAUUAUACAUUAGAGGUGGGAGGGGGCCACAAGGGCCAUCCAGUCUGACCCCAUUGUGCUAGGAAGAGGGCCAAGCAGGAUAUCCAGUCCAGCGCCCUUCUGCCAUCAAGGAAGACACUAUCAAAGCCCUCCCGGCAGAUGACCAGGCGGAAAUAUAAUAUCCCAUCCCUCCAGCCUCAGACGUGUGAGUUUUCCAGCCACGUGAAAUCACGCCAUAUGCUCUCGUGUGCACAUUUGAGGUGUCCUGAAGGAUUUGAUGCCGCUGCGGUCUCUGAGCACAGAUGGCAGAGAAGCAUUUUGGAAGGAAAAGGCAGAAGAAGGACGUCAUUUGCUGGGAAGAAGGAGGAGGAGGCCUGGGGACCCUGUAACAUGACACGAGGCAGGUUGGCUUAUAUUUGGAUCAGCUUAUACGCGAGAAUAUAUGAUUCCCCAGUGUUUUUGACUCUGGUCCUUCCAGGUGAUUUGGAAUCAAGGCUUUCAGUUUGCAAACCAACAGGUUCCAAACACAGGACGAGGGUCCCUCCAAUGCCGCAGAGCCCGGAUGCCCCCCAACUGUUUGACGACACCAGUUCGACCUAUGGCCUGCCGCAGGCGGGGUACCCCACCCCAGGAAUCGACAUGGGCUUCAACCAGAUCUUUGCAGACCCCGUGGCCAACGUCGCCAUGGCCUACGGCACCAGCAUCGCAUCCCAAGGCAAAGAUAUCAUGCACAAGGAGAUCCACCGGUUCAUGUCCAUUAACAAGUUGAAGUACUUCUUUGCAGUGGACACUACAUACGUGAUGAAGAAGCUGGCUCUUCUGGUUUUCCCUUACAUGCACCAGAACUGGGAGGUCCGCUACCAUCGCGACUUGCCUCUCACGCCCAGGCAGGAUGUCAAUGCGCCCGACCUCUAUAUUCCAAGUAUGGCCUUUAUCACCUAUAUUCUGUUGGCCGGGAUGGCCCUUGGUCUACAGAAGAGGUUUUCUCCGGAGGUGCUUGGGAUGUGCGCCAGCACCGCCUUUGUGUGGGUGGUCAUCGAAGUCCUUGCGCUCCUCCUGGGCCUCUACUUGGCCACGGUUCACAGCGACCUCGGCACAUUCGACUUGUUGGCUUACUGCGGCUACAAAUAUGUCGGGAUGAUCCUUGCUGUGAUAGGCGGCUUGAUCUUCGGCAGCAACGGGUAUUAUAUAGCCUGGGCCUGGGCCUCUUGUGCCCUGAUGUAUUUCAUGGUACGUUCCUUGCGGAUGAAGAUCCUCCCUUCGAUGGUGCAAGAGGGGCUAAGCCGACCCAGCGGGCGGGCGCAGAUGUAUGUGACUCUUGCGGCCGCGGCCUUCCAGCCCCUGAUCCUCUAUUGGCUGACGGUGCAGCUGGUGCAUUGAAACCCGGCGGAGUCAGGUGCUGGACUAUGGGACUGCCCUUUGGAAACUGGGGACAUGUGCGGCUUGUCUCUGCCAGAUUUCAGAGUAUGUGCUCCGUGUCUUCAGUAUCGUCCUUGACGGUCUUUGGAGGAGGAAAACAAUCAGAGAUGCGAAGUUAGGAAGUAGCGACACCACGCCUACCACAUCCCAGGCUCUGUACUGGCCCAAAGGUGCGAGAGUCUCGGUCUGUUUCAUUUCUCUUUACUCAGAACUUUCUCAGGACUGAUAGGAAUCAGGAGUAUAAUUUGUCCCCUGGAUCAGCCUCCUUUCUCCGUCUCUUUUCUCCCUACCUUUGCUUCUUCCAAUUUGGGAAAACAGAUUGGAUCUGGCUUUUGUUUGGAGUAGACAUGGAUAGGGCUUGGGCGUUUUUGUUUCAGUUUUGAGCAGUAAAGACUUGACAUUCUCUUGUUCACAACUUAGGCCACUGUUGCACAACCCACAUGGGUUUUAUCGUUCAUAUAUAUAUGUUUUGUGUUUCAUUCCCAUUCUACUAAAUCCAAACCUGCAAAGUCAAUGCUCAUCAAGGUGGCCAAUUGAAACAUUUCACGCCUGCCUCAAACAGACAAGAGUUCUUUCUUUCUCCCACCCUCUUGCCUAGCUUCCAACAGACCUCACAAUCUCUGAGGAGGCCUGCCGUAGAUGCAGGCAAAACGUCAGGAGAGAAUGCUUCUGGAACAUGGUCGUACAGCUUGGAAAAGGCACAACCCAACUCUCUAUGUUAGGGCUAUACUCAUAAUGGCCUGCAGAUGGCAGUAGACACUUCAAAAGGACUCAGAAAAUUUUAUUGAAGGCUUUCAUGAGUUUUCCGAACUGUGUGGCCAUGUUCCAGAAGCAUUCCCUCCUGAUGUUUCACCCGUAUCUAUGCCAGGCAUCCUCAGAGGUUGAGGGGUCUGUUGGAAACUUACUUACUUACUUGGCCGGAAUCACUAGGUUGCAGUCAGUUUUCCAGGCUGUACAGCCAUGUUCUGGAAGCAUUCUCUCCUGACAUUUCGCCCCUACCUAUGGCAGGCAUCCUCAGAGUUUGUGAGGUCAGUUGGAAACUAGGCAAGUGGGGUAUAUAUUUCUGAACUUUGAGUAGCUGAGUUUUCCGAGCUGUCUGGUCACGUUCCGGAAGCAUUCUCUCCUGACGUUUCGCCCGCAUCUAUGCCAGGCAUCCUCAGAGUUUGAGGGGUCUGCUGGAAACUAAGUGAGUGAGUGUAUUAUCGAAGGCUUGCAUGGCCGGAAUCACUAGGUUGCGGUCAGUUUUCCAGGCUGUACGGCCAUGUUCUGGAAGCAUUCUCUCCUGACAUUUCGCCCCCACCUAUGGCAGGCAUCCUCAGAGGUUGUGAGGUCGGCUGGAAACUAGGCAAGUGAGGUAUAUAUUUCUGAACUUUGAGUAGCAGUGAGUUUUCCUUGCUGUCUGGCCACGUUCCGGAAGCAUUCUCUCCUGACGUUUUGUCCACAUCUAUGGCAGGCAUACUCAGAGGUGGUCAUACCUCACAACCUCUGGGGAUGCCUGCCAUAGAUGGGAGAGAAACAUCAGGAGAGAAUGUUUCUGGGACAUAGACAGCCCGGAAAACUCACCGCAACUAAGUAAGUGAGGUUUAUAUAUCAGGCAAAACAUCAGGAGGGAAUGCUUUGGGAACAUGGCUGUACAGCGGGGAAGACUCAGGAAAUGCUUUGGGCCAGUACUUAGCUGGGUUUAAGGGUACGCUUUUGGCAUUUUUGGAAUGCUUUCUCCCUUGCGGACGGUUCCUCCCCCUUUUGCGAUAUCCACCAAUCUCUCAGCAAGUGCCUGAAGAAGAGGGAACCCCACAUGCAACACAACAAACAUGUGAGUGAGAAGCUGGUGCCACACUUUCCUCAUCCUCUCGAGCUUUUCAAAAUAUUUAUUUGGGAGGAAAGAAAUUCAGUCUGGAAUGUAGCGAUGGAGGUGACUUUCCUCUCCUCGCCGUAGCUUUCAUUGCUGCAACGUGUGACACAGACUUGGCUGCGAUUCCCAUCGUCCCCAAAGUAUUGUGGUCUGGAGACAGGAGAAACCAUCUUGCUCGUUUGGAGGUGACUGAUAAUUAUGGAUAAUAAUAUUUGAAUGUUUGAUGUUCACGAGCCAGAUUGGAUCAAAUUGGGCUAGAAGAGGCCAACUUGGGCCCUCCCUCCAGGUGUUUUGGACUCCAACUCCCACCAUUCCUAACAGCCUCAGGCCCUUUCCUUUUCCCCCUUGGCUGCUUAAUGGAUCAUCCACAAUGUUUUCUGGGUCAUUUGAUGGUUUGGAUGCCGUUACUUUGACGUCUGAAGCUCAUAAAUGGUUUCCAUGUCUUCUCAAAGAGAUCAUUUUGUGAUUAUUAUUAUUAUUAUUAUUAUUAUUAUUAUUGCUAAUCAUCUAUAUAAAUAAAAAUACAGGGUGCUUGAAAAAACUCCCUAUUUCACCAUUUAAUUAAAUGGUGAAAUAAGGAGUUCUUUUUCAGACACCCUGUAUAAUGUCCGUCCGUUAGGGACAUCAUAUCUCCCAAAAUAUUCCACCGCUUGCUAUGAAAUUUGGAAACAUAGCAUUCGAACUGACGAGUGUUUUAAGCCUACUCUCACAAACCUGACCCACCUGCGAAAGGUAAAAACAAGCCACUUUUUUUUUAUCUGCUGCAUCACCCUAUUGGCUCAUGUCUAGCUAGUGGUCUACUAAGAUGAUGGUGAUGAUAAUAAUGUCCCAAUCGUAUAUAAAUAGAAAUCAGUGGUUCUUCUCUUGAAGUAUAAGGACAAGUUUUUCAUGUGAGUAAAUGUCCAUACUCGCCACAGAAUAAAACUCCUUGCAAUAAAAACAAGCUGAUCCACCUACCCAGAAAACUGAUUGUGAACUUCUCGCCUUAAAAGUUGAACCUUUUCUGUUUAUUUAAACCCAACCGCCUGACAAAGACUCCUGUGAAUUGAAACCGGUUGCAGGUUUGAGUCAAGUUAUAUGGAAACUGGAGUCUACUCAUAUAAUAAAGAAUAGGACAUUUACUCACAUGAAAAACUUGUCCUUAUACUUCAAGAGAAGAACCACUGAUUUCUACUUAUAUACGAUUGCGACAGUCCUGUUUUUUGGAUAUACAUUGAGUUCUUUGGAUAUACAUUGAGUUUGUUUGAUUAUUUUCAUAUCACCACAAGCAGUGGAUUUUGGUCUUCAUAGUUUAGAGGAACCCAUUGUCCUUUUAGGUAAUGAUAAUAAUAGCAUUCGAACGGACGAGUGUUUUAAGCCUACUCUCACAAACCUGAUCCACCUGAGGAAGGUAAAAACGAACCCCUUGGCUUUUUCAGCUGCUGCAUCACCCUGUUGGCUCAUGUCUAGCUAGUGGUCUACUAAGAUGAUGGUAAUGAUAAUAGCAUUCGAACUGAUGAGUGUUUUAAGCCUACUCUCACAAACCUUACCCACCUGAGGAAGGUAAAAGCGAAUCCCUUUUACCAUCCUAUGAGAGGCUUCUCUAUAUAUCUGUGGAAGGUCCAGGGUGGGGAAAAGGAAGGGGCCUGAGGCUGUCAGGAAUGGUGGGAGUUGGGAGUCCAAAACACCUGGGCCAAUGUUUGCCCAUGCCGGGGUAGAAGCCCACCCUGAUAUUCUCAAAUAGUAAUAUUAACCAAUUCCCUCUUCAUGUGUGUAUACUUGGAGAAAUGCGAUGAAUAAACUAUUUCUUUCACCUUU